AAACAUUUCACAACGGCGGUUACAGUUUAUUUCACAACAACGGUUACAGUUGAAAGGCAGGGGCAGUUGAGUCAUUUCAGCAACUCUUAUCAAUCUCUUCACUUCAUUGAAAAGCUCGUCCUACUUCAUGUUCUUUUCCACGCCUCUCUCUCUCUCUGAUCUUUCUCUCUCGCUGUAGCUUUCAAGCCCAACUCGUCACUAGUGCUUCUAAUUCAAACCACUAUCAAUCUUUCUUCAAACUCCACUCUGUUUCAGUCUUCUAAACCAAACAAUCAAAGAUUUAUUCAAUCUGCACCAUAAUUCAGGUUUGGAAAGUAGUUGAUCUUUGUCUUGUUCUCCGUCUUUCUCUGAGCCUGCGAGCUUCCUAUUUAUAAUUCAACUCCAAACACCCACAACCCAAUUUUCCAAGAAAUUCUUCUUUCCUUUCUGUAAGCAUCAGUCACACAAUGGAGUCUGAAAAUGGGGUUUCUUUGGAGGAUGAGAGUUGUGUUAUUGUCAAAAACUAUGUGGAAGAAUCAGUUGGUAACAGUGAAGUUCCCACCAUGAAUGGAAUAUCUGAAGGCUUUAAUUCCUCUGAAGUUGUAGUUAAGGCCUCUACAACUGUUGCUACAAGUAAAAAUUCAAAAUCUAUAAAGGAACCUAGAGUUUUGAAUGGUGGUUCUCCAAAGAACAAUAAACUGGCCAAGGACAAAGCCAAUCUGAAAACCACAACUCCAUUUUCUCGAAACCAGAGGUCGAUCCUUACUCAGAGUGUUUCCUUCCCAGAGAAAGGAGUCCGGGCUGAUGUUAUGAACAAGAGCAUUGAUGUGUAUCCAUUGAAAAGAGACGCCAAAGAUGCUCAAAGAAAUGGGACUAAAUCCCACUCAAAUCAUCCCAAUAGGCAUGCAUCCACUGGAGUCCACUCAAAGGAAGCAAAUACAAUUGGUGGAGCUUCUGGUUGGCCAACUUCUUUAGCAUCCACACCUAGCAUUAGACGCUCUGUGCUUGGGAAGUCUGGUUCUUUGAAGGCAACUAGUAACUGUCCAGCUGAGGCAUCCCAAUUGGUUAAUCAAAAUUCAGAUCCUAUGAAAGCAGCACUGUCGGUGAAAGAGGAUGAGGAUGCCCGUUCCACUACUUCAAGUGGUACUCCUCAUGAGCUGAGGAGCAGCGGUUCAAGAUUUUCCUCCAGGUUGGAAGAACGAGCUGAAAAACGCAAGGAGUUCUUUUCAAAGAUAGAAGAGAAGAUACAAGCAAAAGAAGCAGAAAGAACCAACUUGCAAGCAAAAUCCAAGGAAAGCCAGGAGGCAGAGAUCAAGCAACUGAGAAAGAACCUGACAUUUAAGGCUACACCCAUGCCAAGUUUCUAUAAAGAGCCUCCUCCAAGAAUUGAAAUAAAGAAGAUUCCGACCACACGUGCAAUAUCUCCAAAGCUUGGAAGGCAGAAGAGCUCUGUGACUGCAAAAAACAACUCUUUAGAAGGUGAUGUGCCUUGUGCUAGCCCACGUUCGAACCUUUCUCCAAAGCUCAUGAAGAGCAAGAAUUCCAUUGCUGCAAACGACUCUUCAGAAGGCGAGGGGUCUUAUCGUAGCCCGCAUCUUAACCGAGAACAGAACAAUUCAAGCAAAGGAUUGCGGGCAGAAUCUAACAAAAAUGUUGUUGCUUCGAAGAAGCCAAUUAGAAAGUCGCAACUCGGACUUCAAUCUCAGGAAGUUGCAGUCACCAAGACUGAAAGAAAGCCUGCUAAGCCUAAACCAGAGCCACCAGGAGAAGAAACCCAAAACCAGAAAGCAUGUAGUGCAGAAAAUGAAGAAAGCCAGAACCAGUCCCUGUGUCUUUCGGAAUACAAAGAUGAGAUAGACCUAGUGCCUACAAUGGAUACUGCCCAGAACAAUGCACCGGUUUUGAAUUCACCUGCCCCUGAGAUUAUGCCUCAUGAAGUUACCGUUGGAGGUUAAAGACAUACUUCUUGGAACUUUAUUUAUAGGUUUGAAAGUUUUUAAAGUUUUCAUUAAACUUAUCAAAAGAAAGAGAGUUCCUGGUCUUGUGAAUACAGUGGUUGUGAGUAAAUCAUGUAAGUUGAAUACUGUUAUCCACAGCUUAUGGAAGUGUUUGCCUAAGUGAUCACCAUGGCUUUCAUCUUUUAUAGGCAAUUUAUGAUAAAUCUGUUUUAUU
Molecule: messenger RNA, 2151 nt
Organism: Corylus avellana
Lineage: Eukaryota; Viridiplantae; Streptophyta; Magnoliopsida; Fagales; Betulaceae
Product: TPX2 (targeting protein for Xklp2) protein family
Molecular function (GO): microtubule binding
Source: RefSeq, a predicted model, not a curated record